AUGUCCUGGAUCGUCGCAAAGGAGAAGCGGCCCGCAUCGACCGCGGCAAACGUGCCGGCCGUGCCUAAGCCGAGCUCAAGUGUUAUGCUCGUGUCGCCGACAAACCAGCUCCUCCUCCUUCAUCGGGUUCAGCGCUCGUCCGCGUUCCCGUCGGCUCACGUGUUCCCGGGCGGCAACCUCAGUAGCUUCCACGAGGUUAUCCCCAGCGAGCAGGAUGUCGGGCGGCACAAUGACGGGUAUGCGUACCGUCUCGCAGCCAUUCGCGAAACGUUUGAGGAGUCGGGCAUCCUGCUUGCCCGCAAGAAGGGGACGCCGCCAGGCGGCCCUCUCCUCAAGCUCAGCGAGGCCGAGAUUGAGGAUGGCCGCAAGGCCGUACACGGGGAUAAGAUCAAGUUUGAGGAGUGGCUGGAUCAGAAGGGCGGCGUGGCCGAGAUUGAAUCUCUCGUGCCCUUCACGCGCUGGAUCACUCCUCCCAAUGUUCCCAAGCGCUUCACGACGCAGAUGUACGUCUACAUGCUGCCUCUGAACUCGGACGCAGUGGGUCACGAUGCUGAGGUGACGGUGCACAACCCAACCCAUGACGGCGGGAUCGAGCACACGGCCGCGGCCUUUGACGACUGCGCCGACUGGCUGAAGCGCGGAAAGAGUGGGGAAAUCAUCAUCUACCCUCCUCAGAUGUACCUCAUCGGCCACCUCGCCGAGCACCUGACAGGGCCUGGCAACUACGGUGCUCAGCGCGACUCGCUCAAGAGCUUCCUGGCCUCAAGCACCACCGGACGGUCAAACCACGCAACAAGCAGCAUCAACUGGGCGGACAAGGUCAUCUCGCCAGUGGGCCGUGGUGUGCACAAGGCGAGUGGGAAGCAGAUUCUCUCGCUCGAGGGGUCUGGUCCCGAACUCCGUGGUUCGGGCCGCGCCGGUGACUUUGACCGUGUCGUGCUCGUCAAGGGCACCAAGGCGGGACCACGCAACGUCGAGGUUGUGUGGCGCGACGACGUCGCUGAAGAUCUCAAGAGCGCCGUCAUGGCGCCCAAGGAUGUUAAGGCCAAGUUGUAG
Messenger RNA from Cutaneotrichosporon cavernicola, 1056 nucleotides. RefSeq lists its product as uncharacterized. Gene Ontology annotation, molecular function: hydrolase activity, acting on acid anhydrides, in phosphorus-containing anhydrides. The transcript has 3 exons. Gene Ontology annotation, cellular component: mitochondrion. NCBI's taxonomy places the organism in Eukaryota, Fungi, Basidiomycota, Tremellomycetes, Trichosporonales, Trichosporonaceae. Bases 1 to 1056 code for a protein of 351 amino acids. The record is from RefSeq and is a predicted model, not a curated record.